AUGCCGCUGGCCAAAAACGAGUAUAUGAGCGACAUCUGGAAGGAUGGCCUCUUCAACAACAAGGUCGUCUUCUGCACUGGCGGUGCAGGCACCAUCUGUAGCGCCCAGGUUCGCGCGAUGAUUCACCUCGGCGCCAACGCCUGUAUCAUCGGCCGCAAUGUCGAAAAGACCGAAAGUGCGGCGCGGGAUAUGGCCACCCUCCGCCCGGGCGCAAAGGUCAUCGGCAUCGGCGCCGUCGAUGUGCGCAAGUUUGACGAUUUGAAGGCAGCCGCCGAUCGCUGUGCUAAGGAACUCGGUUCAAUUGACUUUGUCAUUGCCGGUGCCGCGGGCAAUUUCCUCGCCUCCAUCGAGCAGCUCUCCGUCAAUGCAUUCAAGACGGUCAUGGACAUUGAUGUUCUAGGCUCUUACAACACCCUGAAAGCUACCCUGCCCUAUCUGAUGGAGUCAGGUGGAAAGCACAGAAUGGACUCCGAGACACUUACCCCACACCCCGGAGGCACCGGUGGUCGAAUCAUUUUCGUCAGUGCCACCAUGCACUUCCGUGGCAUGCCCUUCCAGGCCCAUGUCUCCGUUGCCAAGGCUGGCAUUGACUCGUUGUCCAACUCGGUGGCCAUCGAGUACGGUCCUCGGGGAAUGACUUCUAACAUUGUGACUCCGGGACCUAUUGCGCAGACCGAGGGAAUCGAGCGUCUGCUGCCAUCUGACGCCAAGGCUGCCUACAAAAAGUCCCAGCCCUUGGGUCGCAUCGGCCACGUCCGUGAUAUUGCUGAUGCUACUAUCUAUCUCUUCUCCGAGGCUGGAAGCUAUGUCACUGGACAGACUCUUGUUGUCGACGGUGCCAACUGGCGCAUGAGCGGCGGCCUUGCUGCCAACGGUAACCUACAGUACCCCGACUUCCUUCUGUCCGGCCAGGAGGUGGCCAAUGUUACUGGCAAGAAGAAGUCGAAGCUUUGA
Molecule: messenger RNA, 954 nt
Organism: Penicillium argentinense
Lineage: Eukaryota; Fungi; Ascomycota; Eurotiomycetes; Eurotiales; Aspergillaceae
Product: SDR family oxidoreductase
Exons: 6
Coding region: 1-954 (317 amino acids)
Biological process (GO): fatty acid catabolic process
Molecular function (GO): 2,4-dienoyl-CoA reductase (NADPH) activity
Source: RefSeq, a predicted model, not a curated record